Molecule: messenger RNA, 3056 nt
Organism: Homalodisca vitripennis (glassy-winged sharpshooter)
Lineage: Eukaryota; Metazoa; Arthropoda; Insecta; Hemiptera; Cicadellidae
Product: pyridoxal phosphate phosphatase PHOSPHO2-like
Molecular function (GO): phosphatase activity
Source: RefSeq, a predicted model, not a curated record
CACACUCAAUUAACGGACUCGACAGAGUUUUAAAUUUGACUUGGCAACAGGGAUGGUUGAUGUAACACAGCUGUGUGUAGUGGUAGUUUCAGUUUGUAAACAUCGUCAAAUCUAAAGUACGAAAAUAAGAACACAGGUUGAACUUCGUUAUAAAAAGUGUAGUCUGGUUUCCGGGUUGGCUCAGUUAGUUUUCAGAUUUCACAUGGUUCUUAAUAUCAAGAAUCCGAUGCAAUAAUUUUGUCUGCCUCUCGUUCAUUUGAUUUUAUCUAUUAAAACUGUGAAUGUGUAAACUGGUGAUCAUUGCUAGCUUAUCAGUCGAAUUAUAGCUAUCCACAACGUUUGAUUAACUACUGGCCGUUGACUAGUGACCAGCAACAGCCGACAGGUGGGAUAAGUGAAACAGCUGUUACUUGUCAGAGUAAAUAAUUAGCAAUACAGUAGGGUGUAUAAUUGACCGGCUUUUAGUUUGUUUGUGUUCUGUUUAUCAGCCAAUAACCAUUACAGAAAGAAAGUCAGCUGACAUUCCUUCCUUACGAUUUAUUACAAAUUUUAGUCGAAAGCUGUUCACCAAUUAAUUAUGUUGCGUCGACGUCUGCUUGUGGCAUUUGACUUUGAUCAUACUAUGGUAGAAGAGAAUAGUGACAUAGUCGCUCGUAAGCUGAUCCAUGUAGACUUGAUACCUGAGAAAGUUCGUAGACUGUAUCAGACAAGUGGGUGGACCCAGUACAUGGCUGAAGUGUUCAAACUGUUGUACAAAAAUAAAGUAAAGAAAGAAAUGAUCCUUGGAGCAAUGCACAACUUGACGCCCACACCAAACAUGCAGGAGCUCCUCAAGUGGUUUAAAAGUGGAAGGGCAGAAACAAUCAUCAUAUCAGACUCAAAUUCAGUGUUCAUUGAAGAAUGGUUGCAACAUAAGAACCUCCAAGAAUGCGUGAAACAUGUUUUUACAAACCCGGCGAGUUUUGAUGAAAAAGGUCUUCUCUCGAUCCAACCAUACCAGGAUCAGAACUGGUGUGAUUUGAGCACUCGAAAUCUGUGUAAAGGUUACAUUCUUGAAACUUAUCUGAAGGAGAGACAAACUGAGGGAGAAAGUUUUGAUGCUGUAGUGUACGUGGGAGAUGGACAGAAUGAUUUGUGUCCUGCGCUCAAGUUGAAAGAAAAUGACUUUGUGUUCCCCAGAGCAGGGUUUCAAUUAGAAAAUUCACUAAAAGACUCCACGUUUCAGGGUAAACUUGCUGCCAAAGUUUACAUAUGGACUUCAGCUGAUGAAAUAAGAAAUAAUCUAGAAAGCGUUUUAUAAACAUUCCAUUUAAUUUAUAGUAUUUCAACACACAUAAUUCAAUUUAUAAACAUUUCAUAUAAAAUUGUACUCUUUAAAGAGGUAUAUCCCCCAUCUCGAAUUUUGAAAUAAAUGUUUGUACCUUGCCAUUCAUUUAUUAAAAAAAAAUAAUUUCAUAUUGAGUAGCAUAUGACAGGACUAUGUUAAUCUAAGUCAAGUGAAGAACAUUUAUUAUAAUCAAGCGAAUGUUAAAAUCUGAUUCGUAAUAUGUGAACAUUUUGUUUAUAACAACAACAAACAGUUAUAGUUUGAAUUUAAAUUGUUUUACAAUAAGGAAGUGAUUAGCCAAUCACAUUUUUGUUUUAGUAUCUUGACUUAACAAAUGGAACAAAAAAUUGGUCUUCUGCUAUGGUGCAUGGUUGUUUAAUACAAUCAUGUAUACAGUGCAAAUUUAUUUAAUUAUUAAGACAUUAGUUUAUAAUAUUGUUUCUUUAACAAUUGUACUGUAUAAAUUACUGUUUAUUGAUUUUGUUAUCCAUCAAACCCAAAACCAUUGUUAAAAUAAUUUGACAGUAUUUGUUGAAAGUGGACAGGAAAUGGUUUCAAUAUCAUACAUUAAACACAAUAAAUGAACCCAGAAGAGGCAUUGUAAAAUCUUCCUUUGUCAAAUCUGUGCAAAAUCAAAUUAAGUGACCUUAGAAUAAAUUAUUUGUUAAAAUAUAAACCAUACUGCAUUUGUUGCACCUAAAAUAUAACAAUCAAUUUCUAAAAUAAUACUCAAUAAUUUGUAUGAAUUAUAUUUACAUUAUAGUUUACAUAAAGAUAAUGUGAUUUUCUCAACAAGUAUUGUACAGUACAGAAAAAGAAUAAAUAUAAUUAUCUGUAAAUAUACUAUAUGAUUGUAAGUUAGAAAGUGGUGAAGUUGACAUUAAUGAUGUCUUUAGAUAUAAAUAUCCUAUCUUUCUUGUAUCAUGUGUGAUAAGUGAUUAAGAAGCAUAUUACUAACCAAAUAAAUAUACGCCUCUUAAAGAAAAACAGGAAAUAACUUCUGCUGUAUGUAUAUAGAGUUAAAGUAUGGUUUAGUAUUAUUAAUGUGAAUUAUAUAGCGGUUUUGAUUUUAACCCCACAAGAUCAAUGUUAAAAUUCAACUGUUGCACCCUUAUUCUUGGUCAAAGACUUAUCAGAGAUGUUUAAUUUUCUUUAACAAGAACAAAUCAAAAGUAUGGAUGCUUAUUAAUCACAUCUUUAAAAUUAGAUAUCUCAUAAUUAUUCUACAACAAAAAAUGAGGAAGUAAAAGUACCUUGGAAUACAUAGUUCUUGUGGGGUAAAACAAAGAUCGUUUCACUAUUGUCAGUUUUUUUAAAUUUAGGGAAUGAAGUUUAUUUACUGAAGAUUUUCUAAUGUAAAAAUAUUAUUAGUAGGCCUAUAUUGUAAUACUAUUUUCAUACAGUAAGAAACAAUGUAAAAAUAAUUAUAGUAACACUUUUUAAAGUUAUGAUUUUUAUUUUAUACAUUAUAAAUACCUAACAGGAAUUGUAUUUUCAUAGUUGAAAAGGUUGUGUUAGAAACUAAAGAGUUGGUUAUAAUGUAUAUGUACUGUAUAUAGACUGUUUUAUGGAACACUAUUAUUUAUUUUGAGCAUUAAAUCAGUAUAAAACUUAUUAAGACCAUAUCUAUCAUGGUAUAUCUUAUUAAUAGGAAUCAGUAGUUACUGUUAAUGAAAGAAAUAUAUUAUAUAUUUUUUUUAUACAAAUAAAACAUACUCUUUGCAAUGUG